UGCAGGGCAUAGCAUUGAUUCGUGUGGCUAGGAUAGUCUGCUAGUAGCUGUGUGCUGUGGUCGCUUAGCACCAGGGGGAGAUCUGUGCGUCAGACGGGGAAAAUAGACACAUUCACUGGUCAGUGUUUUCCAGCUCCACGCAGGGGAAGGAAUACCACGAUGGGAUGCUCUUCUGUUAUUGUCUGCUAACUAAGUUGCUGAGGAUCGAUGGUCAAAGCAGAUGAUUGUGAACUUGGGCUCGCCAUGACAAGUGAAGGUGUACAGACGAUUUUAUCUGGAGACACGAUGGUAAAGGCCGUCAACCGUAAACCAAGAACCUUCCAGACUCCUGGGGAAAAGAUCUACAGUCUGGAAGAACAUGAUACACGCCUACGGGAACGUCUACUACUGGUAAACCGCUUUGAAGACGCUCGGUUAGAGCGCCUCCAGCGGCAAAUCACGUCCAAUGAACGCGCUAAUAUCGGGCGGAUUUUACGGAGGAAAGACCAGACUAGACUGACGCUCAUUAACAUUGCCUGUACGAAGCGCAAACUCCAAACUAAUGUCGGAUCUUUCGAAAGGCGACUGAAGAAUGGGACCAACUCGCCGAUUUUCUCCGUAGAGCUAGACCGCGUUCGGAGACGUGAGCAAGAACUCUCUAGUUUACGUCUGAAACUGCAAGCUCCAAACUCACAGUUUCUAGCUGCGCAUGUGCGUGACGAAUUGAGAAACAUUGAGUCUAGACUGGAUGCGAAUCCAAGCCGUCUUACAAAUUCAACAAACCCAUCUUCUGUUGCAGGAAGUUAUACUCACGUUAAAUUGACGAAUGACAAAGACACUGAAACGAGUCUAAUCACGACGGGCAACAGUGAAAAGAUGACAACUGACAAUUUAAAGGAACUUGUUGACGAAGUGCACACUAAAAUGAGCCAAACGAAUAUUUCUACACCACCAGGAAAAAUAACCCCAGUUCCUGAAGUACAAGAAAUUAAUUUUCCUGUGACGCAGCCAGCUUUAGAACAGAACAAAAUGCCGGAUGAUCAACUCAAAAGUUCAUUUGCCCUUUCUGCCCCAAGUGUAGACAAGCCCUUAAAUUUAAAGCUUGAAGACAUACCAGAAAAGCCUGAAGAUAUUCCUGAAAAUAAAGUUGUGUCUGUUGAGCUUCCCAAACAAGAAUUACCACCAUUACGGGUAACGCGGAAUAAGAAACAGAAAUAUCUGUCCCUCAUGCAGCAGAAACUGGUUAGAACCUCUGUUAAUGAGCGUGAUCAGGAGAUCAGCCAUAGCGCUCUCAAGCGGGAGAGGCACGCUUUGCAGCGAAUGGCAGAACUUAAAGUUAAAACGCGGGAGGAUAUUCAAGGACGACGAACUGCUGAUUCUGACGAUUCAUUAGGAAGUAUCAAGCAGCAGGAGGCAGUCACCAGACUGAAAACAAGUCAAAAAAGUCAAUCACAGCUUCCGAGUGUUCGUAGGGAGGAGCACGAGAAGAGAACAAAACUUCGCGACUUCUCGAGAGCACAGACACUAAGGAAGAGACCGUCAGGUAAACGACGGGUUACCGACUCCUCUACUGCAGCUGUAGGUGUGAAGCUGCCACCGUUACGAAUUGAUAAUAGUAUCCUGAAGGAGUUAAAAGAAUCUCGGCUGAGGCACCGGCACCAGUCUAACAAACUGCCCAAAUUACCGUGAGCCCUGAUGGAUAAGUCACCAUAAAUAAAUUGUUUGUAACGAUCGUGAGCGACUGAAACUAAAGAGCUAAUUCGAAAUAUAUAAUCAUGAAUUUAACUCCCUGUUGACUUAAUAAUCAAAUUUGAUCCGUUUAAUACUUUUUGUAUGAGUAUUUUUGCUUUAGAAAAAGGUUUCACUAGCAUCGGUCUCUAACUAAACGACUUUUUUUUUUAAAUUCAUUUAAUUUAACUGUGUAUUUGUUUUAAUGUGUCAUAACUAUCGCCUUAUCAAUCCGUCCACAAUGUGACCCUAAACCCGCCACAGAAUAAAAGGAAAAUUAUCCCAAUUUCUAAGUCCAAUUGGAAAUGAAUAUUAAGUGAUGCACAAGAGGAGUUUUGGAUUGUUUGUUGUCAUCCCACGAUAUUCUUUGACCUCUUUAUUGCAAUGCUUUUAUUAGUGGGUUCAUGAAUCGCAUACUAUACGAAUAGUAGAUAUAUGUAUGCAUGUAUCAUUGUACACAGCUAUUAAUAAAACUUUAUUGUAUUUAUUCGA
Molecule: messenger RNA, 2199 nt
Organism: Asterias rubens (European starfish)
Lineage: Eukaryota; Metazoa; Echinodermata; Asteroidea; Forcipulatida; Asteriidae
Exons: 2
Coding region: 208-1668 (486 amino acids)
Source: RefSeq, a predicted model, not a curated record